UCGGAAUAAGGUUGAGAUGGUGUUGCCGCCGUCAGCCUAACCGUUAUCCUCUCGGGUCUAGAUUAUCCGCAAGCUUGGAGCCGGAUUCCUCACCCGUCCCUCCACAAUGGCGAAAGGUCUGAGGUAUUUAAGAUUCGAGCCAUUGGUGGGAGGACACCCUUUCGACCAGUCUGAUAGACAUCAAAAACACUGCGACGUAAGCAUUCGUUUUUAUAAGAUAUUGACUGUCCACGCGCUCGCUUUCUAUUUGCCCCCUAUUACGACAGGCUAGGAAAUUAGGAUAUUUCGAAACUCCCACUUCCCAAAAUGCGUCCUACAGAUAUUCUUACUGGCCUCAUCGCCCUCGCAUCUGGUGCUCAUUCCGCAGCCCUUCCCCGAAAUGAUCCAUACGUGGGCGAUCUAAGGACGUUUGGCCAAGUGGACUGCUCGGCCGACAACCAAGGGGUCGGCACUUUCACCCAGUCAAUGACUGGCAUCUGCAACCAAUGGCCCGAAGCGUUCAGUUCCAUAUACGUCCACCUUACAGAUGGAUGGGUCUUCCACGCCUAUACCACCUCUAACUGCUCAGACAAUGGGACCUUCAUCCAGGGGUCUGUACCAAAGGAUGGAUAUCCUGUCGUCUGCAAUAACUCUCCUACUAAAUGGAUUGCUUAUACCGUAGAUCGGCUUGAGCCUCAGUCGCCGUCUGACGGAUCCCCUACUACAUCUACACCAACAUCUACACCUACACCUCCUACACCUCCCCACGGACCGCCACAUGGUUGGCCUCCACAUUUUGGACCACCUUCUGACGGAUCAACUCAGAACAACUCAUCUUGAUACUACGUCGAGUGGUUGCGUAAUCAGUUUAUGAGGACUAUACCGCGUGUUGAUAAAAAGUGUCGCCUGAAUAAAGCCACGGGGAUUGGGCGAGAGAAGUUCGCGAGAGCCAUACUUCUGGCAACGAGGGCCUAUCCUUCUCAUUUAUCACAUUGCUAGGAUUUGUAUACAUGUGCAGAUGUACACAAAACAAUAGUUGGAAAGGAUACUUUCACAUACAUACAAGUACCAUCCCAAAACGUUAAUACUAGAUAAAUUACUCAACAAGAGCUUGUAAUUUCUAGUUACUAAAGUCCUUAAAAUUAUAUUUAUAACCCCAUUCCACCUCCUCACUAAUUGUCGUC
This is a messenger RNA of Annulohypoxylon maeteangense, 1163 nucleotides long. RefSeq lists its product as uncharacterized. The coding region runs from base 307 to 819 and encodes 170 amino acids. The record is from RefSeq and is a predicted model, not a curated record. The transcript is spliced from 2 exons. Lineage: Eukaryota; Fungi; Ascomycota; Sordariomycetes; Xylariales; Hypoxylaceae.